Messenger RNA from Drosophila hydei, 1552 nucleotides. Its product is annotated as glutaredoxin domain-containing cysteine-rich protein CG31559. Gene Ontology annotation, biological process: sensory perception of sound. NCBI's taxonomy places the organism in Eukaryota, Metazoa, Arthropoda, Insecta, Diptera, Drosophilidae. The record is from RefSeq and is a predicted model, not a curated record. The transcript has 2 exons. The coding region runs from base 64 to 1401 and encodes 445 amino acids.
CAAAAGGCAGCCACGCCCACACUGCCAGCCGCAGCUGUGGCAGACGGCGCGGACAACUGCUACAUGCAGCAGUAUCAGAAAUAUGCCACACACUGCGAGACAGCGGACAGCGGCAACGGCAGCGACCUGGAGAGCAACAGCGGCCCCGUACAGGCCACACUCAUACUAACGGACGACAGCGAGGAGAGCGAGCCCUCCUCUUUGAACAGCGACAGCCUCAACUGCAGCAGCACGGAAUAUGUGCGCCAGGCGGCAGCUAAGCCCAGCGGACAGCUGCGCCAGCGGCACAAAUCGCUGCGCAUGCUGGGCACGCUGCUGCCGGACUCGCUGCUGCGUGACAUACGGGACAGACGCAGUGCGGAGUACGUGGUGCAGUUCACCAGCCCCGCCGAGGUCAAGGACAAGCCGCCAAACCGGCAGCCCAAGGCAGUGUCUAUAGCUGAGCCAGAGACGGAGCCAGAGUCGUUGCGCUUGUCGCGCGAGUCGCUCAACGAGGCGAACAUCGAGGAGCUGCGUGCGGCGGUGCAGCGGGCCAACUUUGUGCAAACCGGUGAACAGACUCUGCUGGCCGCCACGUCGCAGACGGACAGCAGCAACGGCAAUGGCAACAGCAACAGUAACAGCAACAGCAACAGCAACAGCAAUCGCUGCAGCAGCAACUACAAAUAUGCGGACGAUCAAUACUACAGCUUUCACAUAAACGAGCACGAGAACUUCAGGAGCUUUGUGCGGCACGGCGACCAGCGGGACGCGGCAGCUGAUGAUGAGGAGCACGACGUGUUCGCUGGCUAUCGAGAUGUGCGCAGCAGCGCCAGCUCCACACAGUCCACAAUACGCUCCGCCAAGGGCACGGUGCGCGGAGUUAAGAAUCGUGUGCGCAAUGGAAUAGCCACGUUCUUGCAGCUGCAACAGCAGCCAAAUGCUAAGUGCUUCAUGGAGAAAGACCUGGGCAAGGUAGUGCUCUAUACGACCAGCAUGGGCGUCAUACGAGACACCUACACGAAAUGUGCCAAUGUCAAGCAGAUACUGCGCACUCUGCUGGUCAAGUUCGAGGAGCGGGACGUCUUCAUGAGCGUCGAGUAUCAGGCUGAGAUGCGACAGCGCAUGCAGAGCUCACAGAUCCGGGUGCCCCAGCUGUAUGUGGAGGGCCAGCACAUCGGCGAUGCUGCGACAGUGGAACGCAUGAAUGAAUCCGGGGAGCUGCGACAGCUGCUGAAGCCCUACAAGACCAUUGCCAGCAACUACACCUGCCAGACCUGCGGCGGCUAUCGGCUACUGCCGUGCCCCUCGUGCAACGGCUCCAAGAAGUCCGUGCAUCGCAAUCACUUCACGGCCGAGUUCGUGGCGCUCAAGUGCAUGAACUGCGACGAGGUGGGCCUGGUCAAGUGCCACAACUGCUGAGUAGAGAGUUGAGCCUUCGCACCAUAUCUAUAUAUAUACUCAUAUCUAGCAGCUAAGCGCACUAUUUGCAUUUUGUAUAACCCCUAAUCGUAAGCCCAGUUUAACUUAGUCAACAACAACAACAAGAACAAGCAUGCAAACAUACUAACUA